Molecule: messenger RNA, 849 nt
Organism: Theobroma cacao (cacao)
Lineage: Eukaryota; Viridiplantae; Streptophyta; Magnoliopsida; Malvales; Malvaceae
Source: RefSeq, a predicted model, not a curated record
AUGGCUUCAUCCGGGUUUAGUGUCACAGCACCUCCUAUUUUUUCAGGAGAAAAUUAUGCUAUAUGGGCUGUGAAGAUGAAAGCCUAUCUUAGGGCUUUUGAUUUAUGGGAGAUUGUGGAGAUGGGAGGUGACUCUUCGGUGAUGAGACAUGUUAAUCUCACUGUUGCUCAAAUUAAACAGCAUAGUGAGGAUGUAGCAAGGAGAUAUAAGGCACUUUCUUGCAUCCAAUCUGUUGUGUCAGAUGCCAUUUUCACAAGAAUUAUGACUUGUGAUAGCCCAAAGGAAGCAUGGGAUCGACUCAAGGAUGAGUUCCAUGGAAGUGAGAGGACAAGACAGAUGCAAGCUCUCAAUCUGCACAGGGAGUUUGAGAUUCUGAGGAUGAAGGAUGAUGAAACAAUCAAGGAAUAUUCAGACAAGAUUAUGAAGCUUGUCAAUCAAUUAAGACUACUUGGAGAGGACUUAGCUGAACGGAGAAUUGUUAACAAGGUUCUUGUAAGUCUUUCAAAGAAAUUUGAAGCUAAAAUAUCGUCUUUGGAAGACUCAAAGGACCUCUCUCAACUCACUGUUACAGAAUUGGUAAAUGCCUUACAAGCCCAAGAGCAAAAAAGGGCUAUAAGGCAUGAGAAUAAUGUGGAAGGAGCUCUAUUGGUUAAGAAUAAAAGCAAGAAUCCAAGUAGUAGCAGUAGAAGAAAUGAAGAUGUGAGAUGCAGGUUUUGUAAUCAGUUGGGUCACAUAGAAAAAGUUUGCAAAGCCAAAGGAACCCGAGGAGAAGAAAAGGCAAUUGUAGUUGAAGAAAAUGAGGCUGUAGAGGAAGCACUAUUUAUGAUCAAAAACACUGAUUUGAGAUAG